ACCUAGGUUUCUCCGGGGUGACGCUCUUCUCCCCCGCGAGGCAAGAUGCUCAAGUCCAAGACGUUCCUAAAGAAGACCCGCGCGGGCGGCGUGAUGAAGAUCGUGCGCGAGCACUACCUGCGGGACGACAUCGGCUGCGGCGUCCCGGGGUGCGCGGCUUGCGGCGCGGCGCACGAGGGGCCGGUGCUAGAGCCGCGGCCCCAGGAGCCGGCCAGCAGCCUCUGCCCGCAGCCGCACUACCUGCUGCCCGACACCAACGUGCUGCUGCACCAGAUUGAUGUUCUGGAGGACCCGGCCAUCCGCAACGUGAUCGUGCUGCAGACCGUCCUGCAAGAAGUGAGGAACCGGAGUGCCCCGGUGUAUAAGCGAAUCCGAGACGUGACCGGCAACCAAGAGAAGCACUUCUAUACCUUUACGAACGAGCACCACAGAGAAACCUACGUAGAACAAGAGCAGGGAGAGAAUGCAAAUGACAGGAAUGACAGAGCAAUUCGAGUGGCAGCAAAAUGGUACAACGAACACUUAAAGAAAUUGUCAGCCGACAAUCAGCUGCAAGUUAUCUUCAUAACCAAUGACAGGAAGAACAAAGAGAAAGCUAUAGAGGAAGGGAUUCCAGCUUUCACUUGUGAAGAAUAUAUAAAAAGCUUAACUGCUAACCCUGAACUUGUAGACCGUCUUGCUUGUCUGUCUGAUGAAGGGAAUGAAAUAGAAAGUGGGAAAAUAAUAUUUUCUGAGCAUCUUCCCUUAAGUAAGUUACAACAAGGUAUAAAAUCCGGGCUAUACCUCCAAGGAACAUUUAGAGCCAGCAGGGAAAAUUACUUAGAAGCUACAGUAUGGAUUCACGGAGACACUGAAGAAAAUAAAGAGAUAAUCUUGCAAGGACUUAAACAUUUAAACCGAGCUGUUCACGAAGACAUCGUGGCUGUGGAGCUUUUGCCCAAGAGCCAGUGGGUGGCGCCGUCCUCUGUGGUUUUACAUGAUGAAGGUCAGAAUGAAGAUGAUAUGGAGAAGGAAGAGGAGAGAGAGCGCAUGCUUAAGACUACCGUCAGUGAAAAAAUGUUAAAGCCUACAGGUAGAGUUGUAGGAAUAAUAAAAAGGAAUUGGAGACCGUAUUGUGGUAUGCUUUCCAAGUCUGACAUUAAGGAGUCAAGAAGACAUCUCUUUACCCCUGCUGAUAAGAGAAUCCCUCGCAUUCGGAUCGAAACCAGACAGGCAUCUACAUUGGAAGGACGAAGAAUUAUUGUUGCUAUUGAUGGGUGGCCUAGAAAUUCCAGAUAUCCAAAUGGACAUUUUGUAAAAAACUUAGGAGAUGUUGGCGAGAAAGAGACUGAAACAGAAGUUCUGCUGCUUGAGCAUGACGUGCCCCAUCAGCCCUUCUCCCAGGCUGUGCUCAGCUUCCUGCCCAAGAUGCCCUGGAGCAUCACUGACAAGGACAUGAGGCACCGGGAAGACCUGCGGCACCUGUGUGUGUGCAGCGUGGACCCCCCGGGCUGCACGGACAUCGACGACGCCCUGCACUGCCGAGAACUGGGAAAUGGAAACCUGGAGGUAGGGGUUCACAUUGCUGAUGUUAGCCAUUUUAUUAGACCAGGAAACGCAUUAGAUCAAGAAUCGGCCAGAAGAGGAACAACUGUAUACCUUUGUGAAAAGAGAAUUGACAUGGUUCCAGAGUUGCUUAGCUCUAACUUAUGUUCCCUAAGAUGUGACGUUGACAGGCUGGCGUUUUCCUGUAUCUGGGAAAUGAACCAUAAUGCCGAAAUCUUACGAACAAAGUUUACCAAAAGUGUCAUUAAUUCAAAGGCUUCUCUUACAUAUGCCGAGGCGCAGAUGAGAAUUGAUUCAGCAACCAUGAAUGAUGACAUUACCACUAGUCUUCGUGGACUAAACAAACUAGCUAAAAUCCUGAAAAGAAGAAGAAUCGAAAAUGGGGCUUUGACUCUUUCUUCUCCAGAAGUUCGAUUCCACAUGGACAGUGAAACUCACGAUCCUAUAGAUCUGCAGACCAAGGAGCUCAAAGAAACAAAUUCCAUGGUGGAAGAAUUUAUGUUACUUGCCAAUAUCUCUGUUGCAAAAAAAAUUCAUGAAGAAUUUUCUGAACAUGCUCUUCUUCGGAAACAUCCUGCUCCACCUCCAUCGAAUUAUGAAAUUCUUGUUAAGGCAGCUAAAUCCAAGAAUUUGGAAAUCAACACCGAUACAGCCAAAUCUUUGGCUGACUCUUUGGACCGGGCCGAGUCUUCGGUCUUCCCCUAUCUAAACACCCUGCUAAGAAUAUUGGCCACUCGCUGCAUGAUGCAAGCUGUGUAUUUCUGUUCUGGAAUGGAUAAUGAUUUUCAUCACUAUGGAUUAGCAUCUCCAAUAUAUACACAUUUCACUUCUCCUAUCCGAAGAUACGCAGACAUCAUUGUCCAUCGGCUGUUGGCCGUGGCUAUUGGAGCUGACUGUACUUACCCGGAGCUGACGGACAAACACAAGCUUGCAGAUAUCUGUAAAAAUCUGAAUUUCCGGCACAAAAUGGCUCAGUAUGCCCAGCGUGCAUCAGUGGCUUUUCAUACCCAGUUAUUUUUCAAAAGCAAAGGAAUAGUAAGUGAAGAAGCCUAUAUUCUGUUUGUAAGAAAGAAUGCCAUCGUGGUGUUAAUUCCAAAGUAUGGUUUAGAAGGUACAGUGUUUUUUGAAGAAAAGGAUAAACCAAAGCCACGGCUUGUUUAUGACGAUGAGAUACCUUCACUCAAAGUAGAAGAUACAGUGUUCCAUGUAUUUGAUAAAGUUAAAGUGAGAAUCAUGUUAGAUGCAUCAAAUCUUCAACAUCAGAAAAUCCGAAUGGCCCUGGUAGAACCUCAGAUACCAGGAGUCAGCGUUCCCAUGGAUAUUUCAAAUGUGGACUGUGAACCAGGGAGAAAGAAGAGGAAGCUUGAAAAAUAGCUACAUUCAAGAAAAACACUGAUUUUCUUUUAAAAAAAGGAAAAAAAAAAAGUUGAGAGAACACUUCUAAGCCUAAGUGUGUGUGAUAAAGUAUUUUAAUUUUAGAAAUUUGCAUUUUUAUUGAACUGUUGACUGUCCUAUCAUACCACGUUGUUUCCAGACUGAACAGAGCUAUUUAUGCAGAAAAAUUCAAUUGACUAUGCAUCACUUAAAUAGUGACAGGAGAAGCAACGUCAGGGAUCUGUACAGAACAUUUAAAUGAAGUACUCAUCUGCUCAUUGAGGAACAGAUUAAUUUUGCAUUACUUUAAUAUUGGUUAGGGGGAAAAGUCCUUUCUUAACAGAGGAAAACAGCACUUUGAGAAGGAACAGUCUUUCUAAAUCUUGAAGCCACAGUGCUUGAUACGUCGUCUUUGCCAUCUUUAAUUUACCUUACCCUCUACUAUGUUAGCCUCCUGGUUUUGAAUGAAUCUUUAGGAGCUAGCAGGAAA
Messenger RNA from Ochotona curzoniae (black-lipped pika), 3409 nucleotides. It is a transcript of the gene DIS3, whose product is annotated as DIS3 homolog, exosome endoribonuclease and 3'-5' exoribonuclease. Gene Ontology annotation, molecular function: RNA binding; endonuclease activity; 3'-5'-RNA exonuclease activity. The record is from RefSeq and is a predicted model, not a curated record. Gene Ontology annotation, cellular component: nuclear exosome (RNase complex); cytoplasmic exosome (RNase complex). Bases 46 to 2919 code for a protein of 957 amino acids. Gene Ontology annotation, biological process: rRNA catabolic process. The transcript has 21 exons. Lineage: Eukaryota; Metazoa; Chordata; Mammalia; Lagomorpha; Ochotonidae.